Acanthosepion pharaonis is the source of this 936-nucleotide messenger RNA. The record is from the annotation of a GenBank genome assembly. NCBI's taxonomy places the organism in Eukaryota, Metazoa, Mollusca, Cephalopoda, Sepiida, Sepiidae.
AUGUCUUCUUUCUCCUUUUUCUUCCUCUCUCUCUCUCUCUCUCUCUCACUUUCUCUUCUUGUUCUCCUUCACUUCUCUCUUCACCACAUUUCACUUGCUUUCACCUUACAUUCACUUCCAUCAUUCUCACCUUUUUCUUCUUGUCCUUUUUUUAAAUCUUCCUUCUCCCUCUUCCUCUCACUUACUUCCUCCCUCUCUCUAUCUCUCUCUUUCUCUUCUUGUUUUCCAUCACUUCUCUCUUCCUCUUCUUUCACUUGCUUUCGCUUUACUUUCACAUGCGUUGAUCUCGCCUUUUUCUUCUUUUCCUUCUUUAUGUCUUCCUUCUCCUUUUUCUUCCCCUCUCUCUCUCUCUCUCCUAGUUUUCCAUCGCCUCUCUACCCCCCUUUCACUGGCUUUGGCCUUACUUCCAUUUCCCUCGUUCUCCAUCUUUUAUUUUUUCCUUCGUUAUGUCUCUUCCUCUCUUUCUCUCUCUUCUUCUUUUACUUCGUUUCUCUCUUCCCCUUUUUUUUUUGCUUUUCUCUCUUCCCUUUUUUUUCCUCUUUUUUUCCUUUUUUUUCUUAUCUUUUCUUUCUCUCUUUUCCUUCCUUCCUAUCUUUUUGGUCUUCUCUCUUCCCCUCCCUUUUAUUUGCUUUUGCCUUCCUUUCACUUCCCUUUUGUUUUCCUUCCCGUCUUUUCCAGGUUUCUCUUUCUUUCCUUUUUCUUCCUAAAUUUUUUUCAUCUUCUCUCUUCCCUUUUAUUUUUUUGUUCUUUCACUUCCUUGUUUUUCCCCCUCCCGUUUUUCCAUUUUCUAUCUUUUGCUUUUUCUUCCUUCUCUUUUUGGUCUCUUCUUCCCCUCCUUUAUUUGCUUUUGCCUUCCUUUUUCCUUCCCUUGUUUUCGCCUUCCCGUCUUUUUGUUUCUCUCUAACUUUCUCCUUUUUUUCCCUAUCUCUUUUUUAA